Messenger RNA from Sinocyclocheilus rhinocerous, 525 nucleotides. Its product is annotated as A-kinase anchor protein 7-like. Gene Ontology annotation, molecular function: protein kinase A regulatory subunit binding. The transcript has 6 exons. Gene Ontology annotation, cellular component: cytosol. The record is from RefSeq and is a predicted model, not a curated record. Lineage: Eukaryota; Metazoa; Chordata; Actinopteri; Cypriniformes; Cyprinidae.
AUGGACUCGCAAGGUGUGUUUUCGUUUCAUCAUGGACAGCAGAGAUUAUCAAAUCCAAAAAUCAAGCAGGCGGUGGAGGAUGUGCAGAAGCUGCUGCUGGAGAAGGACUGUCAUCUGUCCCGAGCACUGAUAGCUGUGGACACGCUACACAUCACUCUACUGGUGACUCACCUGAGCACACAGGAGCAGCUGGAUCUCACUGCGUCUACAUGAUCAGAGCUGGAGUCUCCUCUGAACGCGCUGCUGGGGGUCCUGACCUUCUGUGGAAUCGGACACUUUAAACAGGAAGUGGCUUUCGUUCAGAUCGUGGACGGAGGGCAUCUGACCACGUUCACGCUCAUGGCAGAGAGCGUGAGGAAGGCGUUUGAGGAGCGGGGCAUCGCGUCUGGAGAUGACAAAGCAUUCAAACCUUAUCUGACGUUUCUCAAACUCUCUCGAGCACCUAAACUACGCAAGCAGGGCGUUAAGAAGCUGGAUCCGGCGCUGUUCUCUGAGUUCGAGGUCUGUGUGUUUGGAGACGAAUGA